Cicer arietinum (chickpea) is the source of this 995-nucleotide messenger RNA. RefSeq lists its product as uncharacterized. NCBI's taxonomy places the organism in Eukaryota, Viridiplantae, Streptophyta, Magnoliopsida, Fabales, Fabaceae. The record is from RefSeq and is a predicted model, not a curated record.
AUGGUAGCUUUAUGCAGAAGUUUUCCACUUUUAGGUUUGGUUUUGAUACCAAUUUAGUACAUAUGUUCAAAUAUUCUUUGUAACAUACUGCAAUCUGAUGCACAGUUUAAAGGACAAGUUAAGUAUUAGAAUAUCCCUAUCCUCAUAACUAAAUAUAGUUUGGUACUCCUUUGACGGUAUUUAGAUAUUUUAGAUGAGAGAGAUAGAGAGAGAGAGAGAGAUUUUAUACAAAUAUGGGAAGCCUUUCCCCCUGUUAUGACUGAGUUUUGAUGGGCUACACAUGGAUAAUUGUUAAAUAGAGUUCUUUAAAUCAAGGUUCAAGUAUGGAAGAGACUCUUGAGUUGAGAAAUGAUGUAGAAUUGGCAAUAUCAGUCUCUGAUAAGCAUCGUGACCUUUUGAGGCCAUCUGCUCGAAGUUAUUCAAUUUUUAGAGGUCAGGCAGCUGAUGCUAGUGAUCAUGAUAGAGGCAAGUACACUCUUAUUAGAGAUCCAGAUGACUUGCAAACAGGACUUUAUGACAAACCCCUUCCAUGUUUUGGAUGUGGAAUUGGAUGGUUCUCAUUUCUUGUUGGCUUUCUAUGUCCACCUCUGUGGUACUAUGCAACAAUUCUCUAUUUUGGGAACUACUAUAUGAAGGAUCCUAGGGAACGUGCAGGAUUGGGAGCCUCUGCAAUUGCUGCUUUAAUAUCCUCUGUAGCAUUGCUAAUCAUUGGAGCUGUUUUUCUGUUGCAUUCCCUCUGAUGCUGAUCCGAGUACUAUGAAAAUAUAAAGGCUAUUAAGACAGAUAUCAGAAAAAAUUGGAAGUGUAUAUAACGAUUUCAAAAUUAUGAAAGAAAAAUUUGCUUGUGGAUUACUGAUGGAGUAAAUUUAAAGGAAGAUGAUAAAUAAUGGCUUUAUUUGGUACAUUUGUGUAUAUCAUAUGUAAGUGUAAACAAAAGAAAUCUCAUGCUUUUUUUUAAUCUCACAUAUUUGUUACUGUUGAUUUUUGCCUACCAA